AUGCUACCAACUACACCAACAACUAUAACAACAAACAAUUCACAAUUUUCUAUAACGAAUUACACUCGAUUUUUACGGAGAACAUCGAAAAUUACGCGUGAACGAUGUUAUUUGCUUCUCAUUCAAUUACUAUUCUAUACUAUUGUUAUUAUUAUUAUCUAUGUUCGAUUCGGACAAAUCAAUGCUAGACAAAUCCGAAUUCUUUCGAUUCUCAAUCCAAAUCAUAAUUCUACACUUCAUCAAGAUUCUCACAAUCGACCUAACCAUCAUAAUCAGCGUAAUCCUGACUGUUCCUGUCAUUCAUUUUCAUAUCCGAAACGAAAUCGUACUACGCGUUGUCUGGAACUCUAUGUGGGCUUAACAGAAGUUGUCUCGAAUGUUUUCUGUCCGAUAUCUUCGACAGACAACGAAGACGAGCAAUGGCUUGUCAUUCAAGAUCGACAAACAAAUCAUAUUAGUUUCAAUCGAACAUGGCUGGAAUAUCAACGAGGAUUUGGUAAUGUUCAAGAUCAAAUCGAUUUUUGGAUUGGAAAUGAAAAUUUAUACUGGCUAACUAACAAUUUUCCGUGUCGUCUCAAAAUUGAACUAACCGAUUGGCAUAAUGAAACUCGAAAAGCUAUAUAUGAGAUAUUCUAUAUUUCGAAUCAAAAUGAUGACUAUCGUCUACAAAUCGAUGGAUACAGCGGUAAUAUGGAAGUAUUCAAUAGAUUUGAUAGUAAGCUAUUAGAAAAUGAAGUCGACUCUAUCAUCUCUUCCCAUCGCAUAGGUUUCUCUCGAUGGCAUAAUAAUGCGCCAUUUUCCACCUAUGAUCACUAUACGACAAACACUAUAAAUUGUCCUCACUUACACGGCGGUAGUGGAUGGUGGUAUCAUUCCGGUGGUGAUUGCGCACAUGUACAUUUGAAUGGUUUUCUCCCAACACAUGCUGACGGACUUGUUCCAUUCAACACAGGUAUUUUGUGGGUAGGUUGGAAAGCUGAUCGACAUUAUUCAUAUCAACAUGUUCAGAUGGCUAUGCAACCGAAAUUACGACGAGAUCGUGGUCGUCAUCGACGAUGA
Molecule: messenger RNA, 1059 nt
Organism: Adineta ricciae
Lineage: Eukaryota; Metazoa; Rotifera; Eurotatoria; Adinetida; Adinetidae
Source: the annotation of a GenBank genome assembly